This is a messenger RNA of Aspergillus piperis CBS 112811, 660 nucleotides long. RefSeq lists its product as uncharacterized. Bases 141 to 320 code for a protein of 59 amino acids. The transcript has a single exon. The record is from RefSeq and is a predicted model, not a curated record. NCBI's taxonomy places the organism in Eukaryota, Fungi, Ascomycota, Eurotiomycetes, Eurotiales, Aspergillaceae.
GGCGGAGGUAACUUAUGAGAUUGCAAAAUUUCCACUGAAACGUGGGUGGUUGGACCAGCUGACGGGAAGUAACAGAACCACUUUCAACCAGAGGAACCACCAGGUACAGGCCGAGAGUCUGGAGGCAAUCCGCUCAGCCCAUGUCCACUCAUGAGGCUCAACCACACGGCCACACUUUGCCACUCUCCAAAAACUCGUGGAGCGGUUAUUCAGUUGGUGGUGGCACUAUACAUAGAACAAAAAUCAGAGGAUGUUGGUCCCAAGAGUUGGAUGGGAUUCGUCUGUUAAUCCCCAGUACGUGGCAAUGGAAAGGCAGCUGAAAAACAAGACCAACAGGAUCACGGAAGACUCCGCUGUCCGGAUCUGAGGGUUUCUAUCCGACACUAAGUAGAUGCGUCGAGGUAAACCCUGCCGACCGGUGGAUGUGUUAAGGCAAGCCCAGCCCAGCAGUAGAGUAGUAUACUGUUAGUCUAUCGGCCUAGUGCUGAAGAGCGAAGGUACCUUGUUGUGGUCAGUCUUCCACUACCAAUCUGAAUGGUCCGCACGCUGGUGGCCAUGACGAGCCUAGUUUCACUUCCGCGGACACCACUGGACUGAAUCAGGGUAUGAGCUGAUACUAUACCCGAUACACCGUGACUACGGGGGAAGAGGCAGAGCGAG